CUUUGCGUCACAUUCCUUCCACUGAAUCCUCUGUGUACAUUAGAAUCAGAAAAAAUAAGAAAAUUGGCUCUGAAAUAUCAUCCUGACAAGAAUCCUGACAAUCCAGAGGCUGCAGAGAAAUUUAAAGAGAUCAACAGUGCUCAUGCAACACUGACUGAUCUGUCCAAGAGAAACAUAUAUGACAAAUAUGGAUCAUUAGGGCUCUACGUGGCUGAACAGUUUGGUGAAGAAAAUGUUAACACAUACUUCAUGCUCUCAAGCUGGUGGGCAAAGGGCCUGUUUGCAGUCUGUGGCCUGCUGACGGGCUGUUACUUUUGCUGCUGCCUGUGCUGCUGUUUCAACUGCUGCUGUGGAAAAUGUAAACCCAAAGCACCAGAAGGGGAAGAGCAUGAGUUUUGUGUGUCUCCAGAGGAUCUGGAAGAGCAAAUUAAGACUGACAUGGAAAGAGAUGGAGAAACUCCUAUUGUGCUUCAGCCGACUAACGCAACCGAAAAAACCCAGCUAAUCGGGGACAGCCAUCGGAGCUAUUGCACAGACUCUUAGCGCGGGGC
Messenger RNA from Struthio camelus australis, 551 nucleotides. The record is from RefSeq and is a predicted model, not a curated record. Lineage: Eukaryota; Metazoa; Chordata; Aves; Struthioniformes; Struthionidae.